Molecule: messenger RNA, 525 nt
Organism: Danaus chrysippus (African queen)
Lineage: Eukaryota; Metazoa; Arthropoda; Insecta; Lepidoptera; Nymphalidae
Source: the annotation of a GenBank genome assembly
AUGAAUUCGUUUUGUUUAUGCAACCAUUUACAGAUUCAAUGCGUGAAUAGUCAGUGUUGGGGUGGCUAUAGUUCGAGUUUCAAUCCUUAUUCAUACAACUAUGGUUACGGACAACCAUAUUAUCCCCAAAUGGGUUACCAGUUUGGAUAUCAACCAGAGGAAUAUUAUCAAACUUACUACAAAGGUGAAGAACCAACCGUGAUAGUGAUAAAUGGUGAACGUGGUGAUGAUGGUUUUGAAUGGAUGGACAUUUUAUCAUUCAUAUCAUCAUUGCGUGAUAACUCUGGAGGACCUGUUUACAUACCCUACCCUGUACCCAUGGGUAAUAGCGAUUGUGGUUGCUCAGAUUGCGGCUCUAGAAGCAAUGGUUGCGAUCGCUGUAAUAAAUGUCAAAAUUGCAACGACUGUAAUUGCAACUGCUGCAAAAAACAAGAAUCAAGUUGCGGAUGCAAUUCAGGCAAUUGUCAGAGUUGUGGUUGCAAUAAAUCUAUAAAACAUAAAAAUAAUUGCUGUUGCAGAUCUUAA